AUAGGGGCUCAAUAUGGCGGGAAAAUGUCCUUAUAGUCCUUACCACAUAUAAAAUCCCUAGCCCUCUGCUUCUCCUCUCUCUCUUCGAACCCCUCUCCACUGCUUCAAUCUCACACCCACAUCAUCAUUCUCGUCUAUCUCUGAGUGCCCUAAGACACCUCCCCCAACAAAUUGGUACUUUUUCUCGAAAACUCACUUCCCCAUUUCGUCUAGGGUUUACUGUUCUAGAUGGACAGUGCGUUUGAGGAUGAGGCUGAACACACCGUUUCAAUCCAAGAGUAUCUCAAGGAUGUUGAGGAUCAGGAACUGGAAGCUGAUUUGGUUUUGGGAGGCGAUGAAGGCAAGGAGUGUACCUAUAAUAAUGGUUACAUGAAGAGGCAAGCAAUUUUCUCAUGCUUGACUUGCACCCCAGACGGGAAUGCAGGAGUUUGCACAGCUUGCAGUUUGUCUUGCCAUGAUGGCCAUGAGAUUGUAGAACUGUGGACCAAGAGAAAUUUUAGAUGUGAUUGUGGAAAUUCAAAAUUUGGAGAAUUCUUCUGCAAGCUUUUUCCAAAUAAAGACGUGGAAAAUGUUGAGAAUUCGUACAACCAUAAUUUCAAGGGUUUAUACUGCACCUGCGGUCGCCCCUAUCCUGAUCCAGAUGUUGAAGACCAAGUAGAGAUGAUACAGUGCUGUGUGUGUGAGGACUGGUUCCAUGAGGAACAUAUCGGCCUUGACUCUUCUGAUGAGAUUCCAAGAGACGAGGAAGGUGAACCUCUAUAUGAGGAUUUUAUAUGUAAGGGAUGCUCAGUAAUUUGCUCUUUUUUAAGGCUAUAUAGUCAAACCAUCUUGGCGGCAGGAAGCCAAAAAGAUUCUUCCAUUAAUACUGGCAAGGAUAAAGAAGUUUUGGAAGACGUGACUUUAGCUUGUGGAUCUGGAAAGCUGGAGAAUAAUAUUUCUCAUAGUUCUAAUAUUUCUGAACCUGUGUCUGGUGGGGAGGGUUUGCUCCUUGGAGAAAAUUCUGGGAAAAAUAUAGGUUCUGAUCAAUGCACGACAGAUGACAAUUCACAAGUUACUUGUGUUCUUGGAGUUAAUCUGGUGGAUGCUUCCCCUGUUUUGGAAUGUAAGCCAUUGUUUCUAUCAAAAAACUGGAGGGAUGCACUCUGCAGGUGUGAAAAGUGCAGUGAAUUUUAUGAACAGAAGCAUAUCAGGUUUUUACUUGACAAGGAAGACACGAUUAUGGAGUAUGAGAAAAUGGCAAAGCAGAAGAGAGAAGAAAAAUUGCAGCAACAGGAGGGGGCUGAGUUGACUAUGCUCGAUAAACUUGGCCAUGUGGAGAAAAUAGAGAUUCUGAAUGGCAUUGCAGACAUGAAAGAUGAGCUUCGUUCUUUCCUGGAAUCAUUUGAUACAUCAAAGGCCAUCACGUCUGAUGAUGUCCACCAGGUUUUUGAGAAUCUAGCUAAGAAGCGCAGGCGUGUAGAGGUAUGCAUUUGUACAUGCUUUCAAAACGUUAUGAUGACGUAAGAAAAAGGAACAGUUCGGAUUAUGAGAUGACAUUGUGGAGCGGGUUCAAACGAGUGGUUAGCGUUUGAGCUCUCGUAUACAAACAAUAAACUCAAAUCUGCUGUGAGACUAGAUGUUGAUUUGUUCCAUGGGCUUAAUAAUUUAAAGCUUGUUUGGCACUUAAAUAUUGGGUGGGGCUGAGUAAAUCUUGGGGCCGUGAUUUUCUGAUUCACAAAUAAAUAUCCCCUUAUGAAA
This is a messenger RNA of Prunus avium (sweet cherry), 1737 nucleotides long. RefSeq names its product PHD finger protein-like protein. Gene Ontology annotation, cellular component: cytoplasm. NCBI's taxonomy places the organism in Eukaryota, Viridiplantae, Streptophyta, Magnoliopsida, Rosales, Rosaceae. Gene Ontology annotation, molecular function: ubiquitin protein ligase activity; zinc ion binding. The record is from RefSeq and is a predicted model, not a curated record.